AUGGAAGCCAACGAAGUGCCCACUUCCCACCACUGUGCUUCUGAUUCUGCCACAGGGGGUGAGACCAGAGCCCCCCCAGGCACUGAGCUUAUCCCCAGGAGAGCUGUCAGUCGCUCUCCAACCUGUGCCCGCUGCCGAAACCACGGCGUCACUGCCCACCUCAAGGGCCACAAGCGCCUGUGCCUCUUUCAGGCUUGCGAGUGUCACAAAUGUGUCCUCAUCUUGGAGCGCCGGAGGGUCAUGGCUGCCCAGGUGGCCUUGCGUAGGCAACAGGAGGCACAGCUAAAGAGGCAUCUGGCUCAGGGACUGAUGAGGAGAGGGGAGGCUCCUCCCAAAGCUCCUAGCCAUGCCAAGAAGGGAGCCACUCGACCAGGGGUCCCCCCUGGAAAGGAGAACAUAGCACCCCCGCCUCAGACACCCCAUGGGGCAGUCCCACUGGCACUGACACCUCCUGGGAAGGAUAACUCCCGGGGGCCUCUGCUGCUCAGCCGUCCCCCAGAAGCCUUGCCUUUGUCCUGGACUCCAGUGCCUCCGGGCUCUUGGGCUCCUGGACACUGGCUGCCUCCAGGCUUUUCCAUGCCACCUCCUGUGGUAUGCCACUUGCUAUGCCAAGAACCUACAGUCCCUCUGCAUCCCUUUCCUGGCUUUGACCCUGGCACUUCCCUCCGGCUGCCCACUCACGGGCCCCUCCCAACCUGCGCAGGAUCUCGUCCGAUACUGACGGCUCCUCUUUCUGGAGAAUCCCAAGGGCCCUCUGCACUGCCCCGCGCAUGCUCUACUCUGAUACUCCAGCCCUGUGGCACCCCAGACCCUCUUCUGCUGCAGCCACAGGCCCCCGGAGCUUCUCGCCUGGCCUGGACCUCUGCCUCCUCAGAGCGGCAGCUGCAGCGUGAGGCAGCUGAGGCUCUUGUGGAUCUGAAAGAUUCUUCCCAGGCUCCCCGCCUGACCUCUUCUGUUCCCCCCAACCCUGCCUGGAUCUCCCUGCUCCACCCCUGUGGCCCACCAGCUCCCGCUGGAGGAAGAGGAUUCCAGCCUGUUGGCCCCUCUCUCCGACCCAGCCCAGCCCCCUCUGUGGCUCUGCAUAUUGGGCGUCUGGGCUCUAUCUCCCUCCUAAGCUAG
This is a messenger RNA of Mirounga angustirostris (Northern elephant seal), 1119 nucleotides long. RefSeq names its product DMRT like family C2 (gene DMRTC2). Lineage: Eukaryota; Metazoa; Chordata; Mammalia; Carnivora; Phocidae. Bases 1 to 1119 code for a protein of 372 amino acids. The transcript is spliced from 8 exons. The record is from RefSeq and is a predicted model, not a curated record. Gene Ontology annotation, biological process: germ cell development; sex differentiation; regulation of transcription by RNA polymerase II. Gene Ontology annotation, molecular function: DNA-binding transcription factor activity, RNA polymerase II-specific; RNA polymerase II cis-regulatory region sequence-specific DNA binding. Gene Ontology annotation, cellular component: nucleus.